UGCUCCGCGCGGCCGUCCCCGGAAGUGGGCUCGGCGUCCUCGGAAGUGGUGUGUUGCUGCCAGAGCCUCGCGGCGCCGUGAGCCAGGAGCGCCAGUGGCGAUGGCCGGGAGGCAGGACAUGUUCGACGCCAUCGUGAUGGCGGAUGAGAGAUUCCACGGGGAAGGCUAUCAGGAAGGCUACGAAGACGGCAGCAGUUUGGGUCGGAUUGAAGGAAGACAGCAUGGCGCUCUGCGUGGAGCCAAAAUUGGGUCUGAGAUUGGGUGCUAUCAAGGCUUUGCUUUUGCGUGGAAGCAUCUCCUACACAGUGAUGCCAGCGAGAGAGACAGCAGGAAGAUGAAGGUCUUGGAGUCACUGAUGGGAAUGAUUGAGAAGUUCCCCUACGAUGACCCUGCUUACGACAAGCUCCACGAAGACCUGGACAGGAUCCGGGGGAAGUUCAGGCAGCUGUGUUCAUUACUGAAUGUUCAGCCUGACUUCAAGAUGAGUGCAGAAGGUUCUGGACUUUCAUUUUGAAGAUGACAGACGGGAGCAGAUAAAACUUCAAGGGACAGAUGUCUGCAUGUUAAGAAUGUGAUUAAAGACGAAACUGAUGGGGUAUUGGUUGUUCUGGAAGUAAGGGUCCCAGUUUGGCCUCCUGCCCCCUGAGGUUUUGUGCCUGGGUCACUGGUGCCCUGUCCCUGUGCUGUGUGAGCGAGACUGCCCACCGCUGCUCUGGUGUGGGAUGCUCCACUGGCCUCCAGCAGGGCAGGCCUGGCUGGUCUUGGACUGUCCCUGAGAAGGAGGGCUGUGGUGACUUGAGGCAGGUAAUGGGAAGUGGGUGUUUCCCCUGAGAGCUCCAUGCGGCAGCCCAGCAGGUAGGUGGAGGUGGCGGUACUCCCCUUUACCCAGGAGGAGACUGAGCCACAGCAGCAGAGCAGGACUUGCACCCACCAGUCACGCAGCCCGAGGUGCUGCCUCCUGGCACUGUGUGGGUGGCUCCUGAGCACCUGAGAACCCUGCCCUCCAUUGCCACUGUGCCGGGCCCCACGGGCUCCAGUGCUCCACCAGGUUCGGUUUGCCUGGACACUUUGCUGGGAAGAGCGGCUGGCCGAUCUUGAGGGGCCCAGGUGUGCCCUUCCCGCUGUCCCCAAGAGGGGGAUGAACUGCACAGCAUUGAGAAAUGGUUAAGCGGAAGUGUUCUGGAUCAGACUUGCCACUGAGCUGCUCUCUACAGAGCGCUGUGCUCACCACGGUCCCCCGCCAGCGCUGGGCGUGGGUUGCUGGAAUGGGUUCCUGCACCUGGGUGGGUGGGCACGUGGUGGCAYGUGUUGACACAUCCCCACUUGGUUGUCCCGAGCUCACCACAGACUGCCUGUCCCACUGGUGUUCUAGAGCGUCUGGCAGCAGCGAGGUGAGGGGACAUGGUGAGAUUUCAUAUCUGAGGGUGCUGCUGCCCUCUUGCUAGGGACAGACAGCAGGUCACAUGGGAGCACCAGGUGCAGGCCCUGUCCUGCAGACUGCCCACAGCCAUCCAGGCCUCUAGAAGUCCUGCGGCGCUCCGCCUCCUGUGUCUCCCCGAUCUCUGAGGACCAGCGGCGCUUUCCCUCGGGCACAGGGUCUGAGGGCCUCUGGCUGCUGCUUCACGGUGGGUUUCUCUGUUUUCUAACUUACCUGUUUAAUAAUGUAU
Molecule: messenger RNA, 1667 nt
Organism: Urocitellus parryii (Arctic ground squirrel)
Lineage: Eukaryota; Metazoa; Chordata; Mammalia; Rodentia; Sciuridae
Source: RefSeq, a predicted model, not a curated record